Mytilus californianus (California mussel) is the source of this 8356-nucleotide messenger RNA. RefSeq names its product FYVE and coiled-coil domain-containing protein 1-like. Gene Ontology annotation, molecular function: metal ion binding. Gene Ontology annotation, biological process: plus-end-directed vesicle transport along microtubule; positive regulation of autophagosome maturation. Gene Ontology annotation, cellular component: autophagosome; late endosome; lysosome. Lineage: Eukaryota; Metazoa; Mollusca; Bivalvia; Mytilida; Mytilidae. The record is from RefSeq and is a predicted model, not a curated record. The transcript is spliced from 24 exons. Bases 122 to 4828 code for a protein of 1568 amino acids.
CACAUGAUCAAGAAAUGUCAGUUUCAUUGCAAUGACAUGUAGAAGUUCCUAGGGACUGUGGCAGCCGAAUUAACAGUUCUUAUGAUGUAGUAAAAGAACACUGAACAACCAACAACCAAGAAUGUCCAUUCCUGUAGUUCCAGGUACAACAGGCUCUGUAGGAUCGCCACAGAGAAAUGUUGGUGUUGCACAGUCUCCAAGAACUCUUACACAGCCACAGGAAAUGAAGAUAGUACAGGAUAUUUUGGAUUGUAUUAAUGAAAUGAAGUCAGACUUUGAGGAGAGUAAGAUACCUAUAGAUGAUGACAAUCAACAACUACAGAGGUUUUGUGCUAAGCUGGAGUAUCUGUUCCAGAGCAAUAUGAAAGAAAAGAAGAACUUACUUGGAAGAAAAAAAGAUUACUGGGAUUAUUUUUGUAACUGUCUAGGAAAAACAAAAGGCAUAAGUGAUGGGAUAAGAUUUGUCAAGAGUGUAUCAGAGUACAAGACAUCUCUUGGCAAAGGAAGAGCAUUCUUAAGGUUUUGUUUAGUGCAUAAUAGAAUGGCAGAUAGUUUACAGGCCUGUAUUAUCAAUGGAAAAACAACAAGUGAAUGGUUCUAUCCAGAGUCAAUAUGGUUACACCAAGAUAGGAACAGUGUAUUAAUCAGCGCUUUAUAUGAUUUAAGUGGACUGCAGUUUGACCUUGCAUCAAGUGGAUAUGACCUUGACAAUGCAUGGCCAUCUUUUGCAAAGAAGAGUCUUGGGUCACAUCACACUUGGAAUAUGCCAUCAAGGACAUCAAGUAUGAGUAGUUUAAUCAGUAUUCCUGGGCAGCAGGAUGCAUCACUCCACAGAUUUAACUUAUCUACAACACCUAUAGACACGGAUGAUGUUAUUCAUAUGAGUCCAGGAUCACACAUCUCAGAGAGGAUGCCUUCAUGUUUGACAGAAAACACAGAGGCACAUAAACAAGAAUUAGAAGUUUUACAGCAACAACUGAAUGAGGUUAAAGACAAGAACCAACAAAUAACAAAGGAACACGAGGACCUAAAACAGAGAUAUGAUCGAUUAGUUUUAGAUCAAGAAUCAAAACAGACUGAAUGGGAAAUGAAAUACACACUGAAAACUGAUGAAGUAGACAAAGUCAACAAACAGAUAAUGUCUCUUGACAAUCAGUUACAAAAUCAGAGAGAGGCUCAUAGUAAACAAGAAAGUGAAAAUAUCAAAAUGCAGUUUGAGGUUAGCUCAUUACAACAGAAUGCUGCAUCAGUGAAAGAUCAAAAUGAUGCUAUGGAGGCUGAAAUGUCAGUGUUAAGAGACAAACUGACAAAACAAGAAGAGAAAAAUCAAGAUUUAUUGAACAAGAUUGAAAGUUUACUUCAGGAAAAAAAUGAUGAGGCAAAAACUCAGAGAAGUUCUGUUGAUAAACUUCAAGAAACAUAUGAACUAGUGAAAGGUUUAGAAUCAGAAAAUAUGACAUUGAAAAAUGAAAAUAAAGAGUUGAAUGAAAAAUGUGGGAAACUACAAUCAAAUAUGGACGAGAUUGAACAAAGCCGAAUUUCGUUAGAAAACAUAUUAGAAAAUAACAAAAAAGAACUCCAGGAAAUGCAAAAUAAAUUAUCAAAGAUGGAUAUUCAAAAGCAGACUCUAGAAAGUCAAGGUCAAAGUUUGAACAGAGAAAUAGCUUCUUUGAAAGAAUUCUAUGAAACUGAAAAAGGAGAUACAGAAAAAGUUAAAGGGAAAUUUGAAGAAAAGGUAGAGCUGGUAAAAAAUUUAGAAUUACAAAUAGAUGAAGUGAAGGUUCUUUUGAAGAUACUGGUGUCUGGUGUGAAUAUACCAGAGGAUACUGAGGUUCCUGAAUCUCUUAAAAAUAGUGAAGUUGGUGAUCUUCUACACAGCAUGAUAGAACAGUCUCUAACUAAUACAUGCAUAAAAGAUAAAAUGGAAAAACUUGAAAAGAUUCUUGAAACUGAGUCUCAUCAUUAUAAAGUAGAGAUUGAAAAUAAAGAAAGACAGCUACAGGAGCUUGAAAGUUUAAAUAAUACUCUACAAACAGAAAAAAGUGAUAGAGAGAUUAGAUACACAACCACUGAAGAGACUCUGCAAGCACAAGUGAAUUAUUUGGGUGAACAAAACUCACAGACAGAGCACAAAAUUGUAGAAUUGAAUGGAAUCAAAGAAGCUCUUGAACAUGAAAGAUCUGAACUACAGAGGAACUUUUCAAAUCAGACAGAUGUCUUAGACAAAACUGUUCAAAACUGUGAUAAUUUAGAAAAGAAAUGCAAAUCUGUAGCAGAAGAUCUCAAGAAAAUAGAAGAACAAAAUAAGCAAUUAGAAUCAGAAAAUUGGUCAUUGCAGGAAAAAAUGAUACAAAAAGAGAAUGAACUGGUUGAGCUUCGUCAAAAGUCAGUCCGAGUAGAGGAUGAAUUUCAACAAAAACACAAUAGUGAAUGUAAUCUUACAUCAAAACUUCAAGCACAAAUUGAAGAAAAUGAAAGAACAAUUAAAGAAAUGAAGCAUACUAUUUCUGAAUUAAACAUCUCUGUUGCAGAUAGCCAUAAAUCAGAUGAGGAACAUAGUAUCAAAAUUAAAGAAAGAGAAGCAGAAAAUAUAAAAUUGUCAAAUAAAUUAACAACUUUUGAAAAAGAUCUUAAUGAAAAGAAUGUGAUUCUGCAGACGGAAUCUAACAAACUUUGCACAUCAUUAAGAGAUAAUGCAAGUCUAGAAGAGAAGUUAAAGGAUUUAAAAGAAAAGCAAUUUGACCUAGAACAACAAUUGGCUAAUUGUGUCAAAGAAAAUACAAAUCAUCAACGACAAAGACAAAAGGCAUUAGAUAAACUUGAAAUUGAACGUCAUACAUUAAAAAAGCAUUUAGAGGAUGCUUUAAAAGAUAUUGAGUCUAUAAAACAACAAUUGACUCAUACGUCUGCUGAACUAGAUAUUGCUUAUACAGAAAAAGAAAAACUGGAUUCUGAGAAAAAUGACCUUAUAUUGAGACAAGAUGAACUGGAUGAAAAACUGAAACAUUCAGAGGAUGAAAAUGAGAUUCUUACAAAAGAGAAAAUCGAUUUGACAAAUGAAAUGAAAGAAAUGACAUCACUUAAACUAGUCUUAGAAAAAGAAUUAGAUACUUUUAAAGAUCAGGUAGGAAAUCUUCAUGAGAAAGUUGAAUGUUUGCAGAUGGAAAAACAGAAGGGAGACAAUGAAAAGCAUGACUUAGAAUUACAAAUUGCUGAGUUGAACAAAGACCUGUCUUUGAAAACUGAAGAGAUUUUCAAAGCACAGGAAUCCAGGGAAAAUGUGGAGAAGGAGCUUAAUGAAUUAAGGUUAAACUUUGAAGAAGGAAAACAGAGUACAGAAUCUGAGAAAGAAAGGUUAAAGAUUGAACAUGAAAAAGAAGUAGAAGUUUUGAAAAGUGAAUUAUCUUCAUUGCAGUUCCAGCUGAGUUCAGAACAAAUCAAGUUUGAACAAUCUUUGCAGACAUUUUCAGAUCAGGAUUCCAGUAUUUCAGGUAUGAAAGAGAAACAAUCAAAGCAAGAAGAAUUGAUAGCAACACUAGAGCAAGAAAUGUCAGAAAUUAAAUCUAACACAUCAUUGAAACAAAGUCAGCAACAACAGGAGCUUGAGAAACUAAGGUUGCUCAUCAGUUCAAUAGAGGAAGAGAAAAAAGACCUUACUUCUAAGCUCCAGGAGGUUUCUCAAGAUUUAGAAAGUCAAAAGUCAUUGGUUCUAUCAUUACAGACAAAAUUGAAAGAGGGAGAAGAUGAGAAAGAAAAACUCUGUACAGGUAAAGAUAAUGAAGUGGGAGAGCUCAAAUCUGAUAUCCAACAGCUGAAGAAAAAAAUUGUUAAACUAACCAGAGAUAAAGACUCAUUAUGGCAAAAAACAGACCAGUUAUCAUAUGAGCAAAAAUUACAGGCAAGAGAUAAAUGGUUGGAUGAAAAAGAUAUAACACAGUGUAUGCAAUGUCGGACAGACUUUAGUUUUACCGUUAGAAAGCACCACUGUAGGAUUUGUGGAAGAGUGUUUUGUUAUCAGUGCUCUGACAACUGGAUGCAGACAGCACACAGCAGGCUAAUGAAUCAGAGUAAAAAAUCUAGAGCAUGUAGGAUGUGCUUUGAAAAAACAAAGCAGCUAGAAGACGAUACUUUGAAGUCUAAUAACAGUGAGAAUGAUUUUGAGGACACAGUUGAGAUACCAAAAUUACAUAAGAAGAGAGGAGUCAUGAAUGAAAGUGAUUCAUCAGCCAUAUCAGAUGUAACCCAGACAUCAGACAGUCAGUCUGAUGACACAGGUUCCAUUGUCAUCCCAGGUCAGGUGGCAUCUGCUAUUACUGUAUCAAUGGUAGAAGGAAAUAUUACAGAUGAGAUUAAAGAAAAACAAAAAGAUGACCAAUUCCAUCUGAUCUCAGAUGAAGAAGUAUCAAAAUCACUGACAGAACCUCAGAUCAGUCCUCUUCUUUCAACUGAUCCAAAUAUGACCUCCAGUAUGACCAUAUCAACAACUGACCUUGAGAAAGGAGAAGUUAAUAGUCAGAAUGAAAUAUUGAUAAAGCCUGGUAAAACAUUUUCUGUACCUGUCAUGGUAGAUCGUUUUAACACAACUCUUUGUUGGGAAUUUAAUUCUCAUCCAAAGGAUGUUGUCUUUGGUGUACAUUACCAAACAAUGACUGGAUCUAGCAGUGAAGUGUUGAUACCACCAUGUAAAGUAGACUCCCAUAAACAGUAUGUCAAAGGAGAACUAACUGCCAAACAACUGGGAAUUUACUCACUUAUAUUUGACAAUACAUACUCAAGGUUUACUGCAAAGAAGAUUAUGUACAAGUUGUGGUCCAAUAAAGGCAAAUGAAAAGAAUUCCUUCAAUAAUGAAUAAAAUAUUGAUAUAACAUUUAUAUAUCAUACAGGAAUAUAUAUCAUUUUGUAUGCAUAUUUUUCUAUGACAUUGUGGGUGGGGUUUAGAAAAUUAAAGAAAUCAUUAAGAAAUAACUCACAAGGUUAAAAUUAUUGCUCAGAGGAAACAACUGAAAAUCCAUCAUCUGAAAACACCAGAAAUUUCUUUGUCUUAUCCAAAAUAAAAAAGAAUAGUACAUCUUCUUAUGAUAACAAGGGGCCUCGGUGAGGUUGUGAGUUCGAACCUAGUGCAUUGCAGAUGUGCUUGACUCCAAUCUUAAUUGACAAGGAUUGUCAGUUUUUCUGCCGAAGAUCGAUGGUUCUCUCUGGGCAAUCCAGCUUCCUCCAUCAAUAAAAUUUACCACCAUGAAAUAGCCAAUAGUGCUGAAAGUGGCAUUAAACACCAAUCAAUAAGUCAAUCAGUAUGAUGAUAAGUAUUGAAGUAAAAAUGACUUUUAGAAAUAAAAAUAAUUACCUCUGACUUACGGAAAAGUAAUGUAAAAAGGAAAGAUCAUUUAUUUGUCUCUUCUGCAUUAAUUAAACAUAAAAAACAUUUUACACAAUUAAAUUUGAAAAAUAAUCAAAUAAAAGAUAUGGUUAUGUACAUCCCAAGCCUUUUCAAUAUUUGUUUUAUUUCAGAAUAAUUACAUUAGAUGUAUGUUUCAUUAUAAUACGUUAUUCUGAUUGGCUAACUGCAAUCUCGCAUUAUUCCUUAAUCAACUUCAUUUCAAAAUGAAUUGUAACAUUCAUGAUGACACAUGCUUCUACAAUAAAGUGCACAGGUAAAUAAAAGAAAAAACUUGAUAGUAAUUGUAUUUUCAUGAUCAUAGCGAAGAAAUGUACUUAUAAGUAUUGAAUGCUUCUUUUAGUAACUUCGUAGGGUUGUAAAAGCUUUGACCGUACGUACAUUUUUAGAAUGAAGCGCUUCAUACAAAAUGGACUUCGGUCAACACUUUUACACCCCAAUGAAGUUACAAAAAGAAGCAUUCAAUACUUGAAUAAUCCUAUAAGUAAAAUCGGCUAUGAAAUAAGGAAUUCAACAUAGUAAAAUCUGUUUUAUUAGUUAUACUAAAACAUAAAACUGCCAUAUUUUAACAAAUUCAGUUUCAACUUCCUUGGAGUUUGGUAUUUUUGUUAUUUUGCUUUUUACUACUGUCAAUCUAUGUUAAGGUUAUAGAUUUGUUUAAAAGUUUUAUGAACUGUUUUCAAGCAAAGCUACUUUAGUACAAUUUUCAUAGUUUGCACAAUUAUUAAUUUUGAAGACCAAAGUGAAAGUGAUAUAUGAGAGUCUGGAUGAGGGUCCUUCAUUUCUUUUCUUUUUUUAUACCAUUUUUCUCUAUUCUUAAUUUAUUUUGACUUUAAUUCUCUAUUCUUUGUAAUUUAGCACCCUCCUUUAUUAUUUUUCUUUUUUUUUUGUGUCCUUUAUUCUACACUUUUUGCCCAUUUUUCUCUAUUCUGUAAACCCCAUCCAGACCCUCAAAUAUAAUUGCAGCAAUGAGACCAUCAGCUAAGUGAUGAUAUGUAGUAAUGAUCAGAAUCAUUUCGGCGUAUGUGGCUGAUACAUUUUUACUAUUCGCUCUUAAAAUCCAAACUAAUAUAAAAGAAAAUGUAUAUUUUAAAUGUCAGGUAGAUCAUGGCAUGAAUUCCAUAAGUCUGUAAUAUCAGAACAAAAUUGAAGAGUUCUUUUCAUGUUAAAUUCAUGAGUUACAAGCAGUUAGAAAUAUUCGAAUAUAAUUUUUUAAGUCAUUUUAUCGACUGGAAUAGAAAAAAAGUAUAACAAAAACACUGAAAUCCAAGGUAAAUUCAAAAAGGGGAAGUCCAUAAAAGAUGACAAAAUCAAAAGUUAUCAAUCAAAGGAACAAGAGAAAAACAACUGUCAUAAUCCUGACUUGGUGUAGGCAAUUUCUGAAGAAAAUUGUGGGUUAAUCCUGGUUUUAUAGCUAGCUAAACCUCUCACUCGUAUGGCAGUUGUUAAUAGUUCCAUUAUAUUGACAAAAUUGGGUUACCAACCCAACAAGACAUAAACUGAUAACUAAUUGAUUCCCUAUCAGAUUUUAUCACUAGCAUAAAAAGGGUCAUGAAUAAGACCAUGACAAGAGAGACAACUCUGCAUGAUUUUGAAAGGAAAAAAAUGUUUGUUGGCAAAAAGAUGAGUAAAAAGAAACUAUCCAUAGGUACCUUGUCAUAAGGAUGUAAUUUCAUCGGUGAAAAUAAAUAUAUAAUUGUUUAAAGUGUCAAAUAGAACUUUCAUUUGUUAAAGGGAGUUAAUCAUAUCCUGAUUUAAAAAUUCUUUUUUCAAAUCGGCAGACAAUGGCUUUAUAGUUGAAGGCAGCUUUUGUAUAGUUUACACAUAUCUUUGAGCUUGAUGUUUUUAAGAAAUAGUAAUUGAUUUAAAAUUAUAUAAAUCGUAAAAUAUUUGUUUUUUUGAAAAUGUUAACAUAUAUGAUCUCAAAAUAUCAACAAAAAACUAAAAUUGUCAAUAAAAAAGAUUUUUGUUAUAUUUCUUUGUAUAGAUUUGAAUGUUUUUUUAAAUUACAAGUUUUAAAAAUGUUCUAUUGGUUAUUUUAUAAUUGUACAAUUCAUUUUUUUAAUUUGAGAGAACUGCAUUGUAUUUUUAGAAUGUUUAGAUUAUGCUGCUUUCUAAUAUAUUUAAGUUUUAUUCAGCAUUGUAUAAAGGUCUUUAUUAUAUACUUAGUAGUCAAUACAGAUAAAUUGUAUGUGUAAUACCGUCAACGGCAAUCGUGCUGUAUCAGCCAUCCAUGAUGAUGUCGAUAUCAGUCAAGGUUGCAAAGGCUUUAUCACACCUUUAAUCUGUAUGACGUCAUGUCAUCGAUAUCAGUCACGGCUGCAAAGGCUUUAUCAAACCCCUAAUCUGUAUAACGUCAUGCCACAUAAAAACAUCUACUUGAGGUAUAUAAUAAAGUGUAUAUGAUAUGACUUUUUCAACAUCACACACCGUAUCAACCCUCAACCAAUAUAAUCCCUUGAGCAGAACUCUUUGGAUUAUAUUGGUGAUACGGAUGUGAUAUUGAAAAAGCCAUAUGAUAUUCUCUAUUUGAUGCUGUUGCUUAAGUAGAAAUGUUUUCAUUCUAAUCCAAAAUGUUAUUUUUACCAUCAUGCUUUUUUUUUUUAAAAGAAAAUGCAAUUUAAGUAUAUUACAUCAUUGCUUAUAUGUAAAUUUUAUUUAGUGAUUUUUUUUGUAGAUCUUGUAUUUUGUCAUUUUUACUGUUUACAGUUUAUACCUGUCUAUUCAAGUUUUAGAGAUAAUUGGCAAAAUUUAAAAAAUAAGUAAAAAAUAUUGUCAUUUAAGGACAAUAAAUCCUAUGAGGAUUUUGACAAUUUAGCCUUGUUGACAUUUUGUAGAUGUUUUUUGCUUGUUAAGGUUUCUAUCUACUAGGUUUUUUCGACAAAAAUGCAAGAAUUGGGUAAAAAUCAUCAUGCAAUAACUCUUAAAAGGAGUCGGUUGACAAUUUCUGCCAUCUUAUU